AAAUGGGGCCGUGAAAUCUUCCCUCCAAACAAACCUGCUAACUCGUUUUGGAACACUCCUGACAAGAAUAAUGGGCAAUUUUCAUCCAACCAUUAAGCUUCAUCAUGAUUUUGAUGCAGAACGAGAUGCAAAGAAACUAUAUAAGGCCUGCAAAGGGUUAGGAACUGAUGAAAAAGCAAUUAUAGAGAUUCUGGCCAACAGGACUUCGGACCAAAGGCAAGAAGUGAAGCAGAAAUACAAGACGUUAUAUGGCAAGGAUUUGGAGAGCGUUCUAAAAAGUGAGCUGAGCGGAAACUUUGAGAAGACGGCAUUAGCGCUACUGGAUCGCCCCUGUGAGUUUGAUGCCCGCGAGCUCAGGAGCGCCAUGAAGGGAGCCGGAACCAACGAGUCAUUGUUGAUACAAAUAUUAUGUACAAGGUCCAAUCAGCAAAUAAAAGCCACAAAAGAAGCCUAUAAAAGAUUGUUUGGCAGGGAUUUGGAGUCAGACGUCCAGAGUGAGACGAGUGGCUACUUCCGGAAGAUACUCAUCUCAUUGCUCCAGGCAAAUCGGGAUGAGGGUCUGUCUAUUAAUGAAGAUCUCGCUGGUCAGGAUGCCAAAAAACUCUACGAGGCUGGAGAAGCUCGAUGGGGCACAGAUGAAUCAGAGUUCAAUAUUGUCCUGGCAACAAGGAACUACAUGCAGCUGAGGGCCACAUUUAAAGCCUAUGAGAUUCUGCAUGGAAAAGACAUCUUGGAUGUGAUCAAAAGUGAAACCUCAGGGGAUCUGAAGAAAGCUUAUUGCACCAUAGUGGAAGUUACCAGGGAUUGCCAAGGCUAUUUUGCUAAGAAGUUGUACAAAGCAAUGAAAGGAGCAGGAACAAACGAGGCAAUGCUGAUCCGCAUCCUGGUGACCAGAGCAGAGAUUGAUCUCCAGACGAUCAAAGAGAGAUACCAGCAGCUUUACAAGAAGACCUUAGCCGAAGCCAUUAAGUCAGAUACAUCUGGAGAUUUCUGCAAGUUGCUGCUGGCUCUUUUACACUGAAUCGGAAAACAAAUGUAACAAACAGAUAUCUAUUCUGCGUUUAUUAGAGAAAUAUCUCACUUUGUUAAAGUUACCUUUGUGUACCUGGAAAAAAACAAUGUAAAGCAUCAAGUGUCUGCAUGGCAAUAAGUAGGAACCAGAGCUGAUUAGUUCUUUGACACAUAAUAGAGAAAUGUAAAAUAAUGCAUUUAUUCAAAUGUCUGUCUUACCAACAAGCUCUUGGGGCGAGACAAUGGCAGUAGUUGGAUUUUUGUCUUCAUUAAACUAGGGAUAAACUUGAAAGGUAAGAUAUGGAGACUCAAGUUCUAAUGCCCAUGGGAAUGUUCCCUACGGGUGGCAGCAGCCAUGGCCAGAGAGAUUUGAGAAAAUAUUUUAGCCUUAUGAUCAUUUAAUUUUCAUCAUGGUGGCCAUCAUGCUGGUUUUGGGAACUUGCAUGUGUUGUUUGUUCAUUUUACAAUAUGUUGUAUCCAUAUUGAUUGAAGUAAUAAAUGCAUCGCUCAGUGAAAAAAAGCAAAAAAAAGUCAAGUUAUGCAU
This is a messenger RNA of Xenopus laevis (African clawed frog), 1555 nucleotides long. It is a transcript of the gene anxa13.S, whose product is annotated as annexin A13 S homeolog. Gene Ontology annotation, cellular component: cytoplasmic vesicle; cytoplasm; plasma membrane. Gene Ontology annotation, molecular function: calcium ion binding; phosphatidylserine binding; calcium-dependent phospholipid binding. The record is from RefSeq and is a predicted model, not a curated record. The transcript has 11 exons. Bases 71 to 1021 code for a protein of 316 amino acids. Lineage: Eukaryota; Metazoa; Chordata; Amphibia; Anura; Pipidae.